Aphidius gifuensis is the source of this 1457-nucleotide messenger RNA. RefSeq names its product leucine-rich repeat protein SHOC-2-like. Lineage: Eukaryota; Metazoa; Arthropoda; Insecta; Hymenoptera; Braconidae. The record is from RefSeq and is a predicted model, not a curated record. Bases 285 to 1415 code for a protein of 376 amino acids. The transcript is spliced from 6 exons. Gene Ontology annotation, molecular function: protein binding.
UGUAAAAUAAAUUUUGUAUUUUUCUUAUUAAAAUUAAUGUCAUUAUUAAUUCAAGAAAAUGACCAUAUUUAUUUGACCUAAAUUGAAAAAGUAUUGAUGUAAAUACAAGUCCACAUGACAUUGACCUAGUUAAAUGAACUAUAGUCACAUUGCAGGAAUAGAUUUUUUUUCUUGUACAACCUAGAAAGCAUUAUAAAAUAAUUCAUCAAGCAGUUAACAACAAAUUUUUUGUCAAAGCUUUAACUUUAAAUAAAAUAUAAUAAAUAAAUAAAAUGUUAUAAAUAAUGGAAGAUAAAAAUAAUAAUGACAUAAUUGAAGAAUUAAAAAAUAAAAGUGUAUUACAUUGGAAUUAUCGUGGUUAUAAAAAUUUACCAUGUGAAUUGGAAUUAUUUGGUGAUAAAAUUGAAGAAUUAUAUUUAAAAGAUAAUAAUAUUAUUAAAUUACCAAUAUGGAUAAAUAAAUUAAUUAAUUUACGUAAUAUUUAUUUAUCUGAUAAUAAAUUAAUUGAUUUUCCAAUUGAAUUAUAUGACAAUAAAAAAUUAAGUGUAUUAAAUUUAAGUUGUAAUUAUUUAAAAUUAAUACCAACAACAAUUAAUAAUUUACGUUUAUUAACAAAUUUAAAUCUUGAUAAUAAUUUUUUAACUCAGCUACCACCAGCAAUAAAAGAACUUGAAUAUCUUGUUUAUUUAUCAAUUUGUAAAAAUGAAUUAACAAUACUACCAGAAUGGAUUGGAUCAUUAAAAAAACUUGAAACUCUAUUGAUUGAUAAUAAUUAUCUGGAAGAAAUACCAAAUCGUUUAACACUUUUAUCAACAUUAAAAACACUUUCAAUCUGUUCAAAUAGACUGAAAUACUUGCCAUUAAAUUCAUUUAUAUCACAAGUUAAUAUUUGUUUUAAUUAUAAUCCAGAUUUAAAUUAUUUAUCAUAUCCAAUGUUGUCACAAUUAUUGGAACUUGGUUGGGAUGAUGAAAAAGAUAUUAUAUCAAAUUCAAAUUGUGUUAAAAAAUCAAGUAAUUUUAAUAUAAAAUUAGCUGUUAAAUUUAAUGACAUGUCAAUUGAAAAAAAUAAAAUUAUUGAACUACCAAGACAACUUUUUGGAAUAUUUAAAAAUUAUUAUAAUGAGCCUGUUUCAUUGUGGGAAUUGUCAUUGAGAAGAUUAUAUCAAACAGAUAAUGCAUUUGAAUUAUUAAAACCAGAUAUUUUUCAUAAAUUAAUGUUGAAUGGACCCAUCAGUGUUUGUCUAAGCAAUAAAUGUCAACAGCCAAUUUUUACAGAAGCUUGGCUAAUUGUUGGUACAACUGAGGAAUCAUCACUUUUAGUUGUUGCAUUAUUUUGUUCACAAAAAUGUUUAUGCACUUUUGAUCCACAGUCAUAUGGAAUUAAUGAAUUGCCAUGGGAAAUUUACACUGAAUAAAUUAAUAUACGAAGAAUAAGUUGACAGGAUAUACAAAAUUCU